AUGGUUGGGUGUGGGUUUCACAAUCAUGAACUAUUUGAGGAUUUAGAUUCCCAUGAUAUAUUGCAUCGUCUAAAAGUUCAUGAGAGACAGUUUGUGAAUGACAUGACGAAGUACAACAUGGCUCCACGGUACAUAGUUUAUGCCUUGAAAGACAAAGAUCCAGAAAACUUCACCCGUAUUACCCAAGUGUAUAAAGCUAGAGAUAUAUACAAUGUGAGCAAGAGAGUGAAGUUGUUGAAUAUGUUUCACUUGGUGUUGAUUUUUUAUUUUACAUGUAAGACAAAUAGGUAUCGGCUACCAGUGCUUGAGAUUGUUGGUGUUACGUCAACAAAAUUGAAGUUUUCGAUAGGCUUUGCCUAUUUGGAGCAUGAAAGGAAGGAUAAAUUCAAAUGGGCACUGGAGAAGCUCAAAGAGUUUUUCUCUUUUGAGAAAUUUCUACUGAAUGUUGUAGUGACGGACCGAGAACUUGCAUUGAUGAAUGCAAUUGAAGUAGUGUUUCCAAAUUCAACUCAUUUGUUAUGUUAA
This is a messenger RNA of Lathyrus oleraceus (garden pea), 525 nucleotides long. RefSeq lists its product as uncharacterized. The transcript is spliced from 3 exons. The coding region runs from base 1 to 525 and encodes 174 amino acids. The record is from RefSeq and is a predicted model, not a curated record. Lineage: Eukaryota; Viridiplantae; Streptophyta; Magnoliopsida; Fabales; Fabaceae.